GUGACGUCAUUGAGGGGUAAAACCGCAAAGGAUUGUGGGAACCCAAGGCAAGAGGUACUAGCGCACGCAGGCUUUCAAUUGAAAUAAGUUACACAGCGAUAAAAAGAAACAAAAAAUGGCAAGAAGCUGUUGCAUUGUUAAUUGCAAUAGCCGGUCGCAUGACAGUCUCGGGAAGCCGACGGGUAAAGAGAUCGGUUGUUAUCGGAUUACGUCGUUAAGGAGAAAUUGUUCAAGCCAUGUUUCCGAAGUAAAAAGAGGCGACGGAUGGCCUGGAUUGCAGCCAUUCAAAGACCAAAUAUAACGUCCAGAACACUCCAGCUCACAGGAGGAAUUGUGGCGACCAGGAGGCAGCACAUGGACAGUACACAGGGAACAGAAACAGAGCACGGGAUUAGGGAGAAGACACGGAACAGGAGUCUGGAUCGCACUGGGGAUUUAUUGUUGUUUGGAUUUACACCACUGUAAAUAAACGCACUACCUUCAUCAUCAAGUCCUGCAUUUUGGGUCCUCAUUCCUCACAUCCCACGCAGACCGUGACAAUCUCUAUUUUUCAGUUACAGACUUUUGGCCCUGUUUUGGCGUGGUGGGCGUGGCUACACAGAGAGGGGCGGGGAAUCAUGAGUGACAGCAGACCACUGCAGGCUCAAGAUGGUCCAUUUUUCAUGUUGCCUUCAGGAAACCUGGGAAUGAACAUAAUUUAUCAAACACCUCCUGCACUGUAUUAUUUGAUAAUGUUUAGAAAACAUGUCAUGCAUAACUGCUAAAACUCAGUUACUAAAGCUCUUUCAAGCAGUAAUGUGUACAAAUUACGCCGUAACUGAUCAAUUAUGAGACGUUUUCCCAGCCACUACGUGAGAAGUGGUCAUUUCCCAUGCUCUCAAAGUAGCGCGCAUUGUAUCGGGUGGGGGCUGCUGUUAACUUGUCCCUCAGUGAACGAUGGCGUCGUCUUCCAACAACACUGCUGGCGCGAACAAUCAGAAAUGGUCGCCGGAAUCGAGACUCGUUUCUUUGAAGGACCACCACACCAAAAAAGUCCACGCUAUUCCCUUACUGACUUUGACAGUGGACUCUUCAGGACUGUUGGUGAGAUUCUGGCCGUCAGUUUGGCACAAGGAAGUCCUGCCCCUACAUUUUUCAGCCAGUGGGCUUACAGUUACCUCUGCAAUGGGCAGAUCAACCCAACACAGCUGGAUAAAAAUACAGUGGCAGAUUCACAGUUGCGGUUACUGAUUGACCAGGUGGAAUCUUCAACUGAGCAGUCACUUCAGGGCCUUACUGAUGAGAUUUUAAACUGUGGAUUCACUGGAGCCAUCUCGGUUCAAAACAAGGAACCGAUUGUCCGAGCCAUUACACUCCAUGCUGUGCUUAGAUUGCAGCCAAUGUUGGAACAACUCAAGGAAGGUUUGCAGCUGUAUGGCCUCCACCUGCUGAUUAAGCAAUACCCAGAAAUCUGCCAGCCUCUCUUCGUCCUUGGGGGAGAUGUGAAAGUUAAUGCCGAGUUUGUCAUGGCGUCCAUUCACCCUCAGCUGAGUGAGAAUGGAACCUCCAAGCAUCAGGUUGAGCUGGACCUGGUUAACUUCAUUCAGGACUUGCUUUAUGAGUCAGAAGAAGGUCAAGAACAUGUAGCUGACGAAGAUGGCCCAAGAUCUAUCACACCUGCCAGGUUUCUGCAAUGGAUCAAGGCCAUGUUCCUCUCCUCCCCUCAGAAAAGAAGGAAUUUGCUGUGGUGGUAAAAUGUAAUCACAAUUGUGAAGCUGACUUUGGAAAUCACAGCAUCUGCUAUCCUGUUGUGUCAUCCUGUGCUAAGACCAUUGUCCUGCCUGUGAAACAUAUGAAGUCCUAUAGUCAAUUCAGAAUGGUUCUGCUAGAGGCUUUUCAUCUGGGCCAGGAAUUUAACAAUGUGUAAAGCAUAGCAUUGUCUAUCAAUAGUUUUGAGGUGUAACUCAAAAUGCUGCUCCUUCCAUUUAUUGUUCAGGAAGCACAUUUCAAAGUUGGAGAUUGACAGCCAGAGUUCUUUAAUGAGUGGCAUGAAGCACACAAAAACAUACAUGUUUACUGUUGAAAAAUGUGCCAGAGACAAAAAAAAUAGUUUGUAAUGUGAUGUUUGAGUGUUCACAUAAAAAUUUCCUGGCAGGUUCAUUUUACAUGUAUAUCACAUCAAAUAAAAGUCUGAGCUAUUCAUGAACCUUCUCUGGGUUGAAAAUUCUAAAUAAAAAUGUUGCCGCCUAGGAACGGUGAAUUAGUACAAAGUUAAGUACAUCCAAAUAAAUGUCUCGGCCAUGUGACUGAGAGGGCCUUGUUACAUUGACAGUGUCUCUUAGUCUUGCCAUGUCCUCCUCAGAUAGAGGACAUUCAACAGACGGAAGAAUUACUCCAGGAUUGCUCCCAUCCAGCUCAGCAAUAGAGUUGA
Messenger RNA from Pelmatolapia mariae (spotted tilapia), 2410 nucleotides. RefSeq lists its product as uncharacterized. NCBI's taxonomy places the organism in Eukaryota, Metazoa, Chordata, Actinopteri, Cichliformes, Cichlidae. The transcript has 9 exons. Gene Ontology annotation, molecular function: ubiquitin-protein transferase activity. The record is from RefSeq and is a predicted model, not a curated record. Bases 828 to 1733 code for a protein of 301 amino acids.